Messenger RNA from Diprion similis, 1949 nucleotides. It is a transcript of the gene MFS17, whose product is annotated as sialin. Gene Ontology annotation, molecular function: transmembrane transporter activity. Gene Ontology annotation, cellular component: plasma membrane. The transcript has 11 exons. NCBI's taxonomy places the organism in Eukaryota, Metazoa, Arthropoda, Insecta, Hymenoptera, Diprionidae. The coding region runs from base 279 to 1886 and encodes 535 amino acids. The record is from RefSeq and is a predicted model, not a curated record. Gene Ontology annotation, biological process: transmembrane transport; monoatomic anion transport.
UUGCUACGAAACCGACGUUCACGAGGCAGCCGGUGAUCGGCGUCGAUCGAGGGCCCCGAUUCUCGCCCCCUCCCGCACGGAAGACCGGUCCCAAACCGGAUGACACCGAGGUCUGACAUGCACCCUGGUCGUGCAGUUGAUAACGCCGCCGGACCAGAUCGCCAAGAGUUUUGGCGAACGUAGGAACUGAGGAGUUCAGAUCGAGCGUCUGAAGUGAUAAAUCAAGUAUCCGGUCCCGAAUUUGGUCCAAGACUGGAUACAUCAAGGCCAAAGACAUCAUGGAGAACCCUCAGAGAUACCACGAUACCACCAUUUACAAACAACCGUCACCGUGCAGUCUGCGAAAGCUUGCAGACAUAGUCCCAGCUAGAGUCGUGCUCUACAUGCUAUCCUUCUCCGGUUUCCUGGUCUCGUUCAUGAUGAGGAUGGACAUAAACCUGACGAUGGUCGCCAUGGCUAAGUCGGUACCUCCGCCAGCGAGUAUUGACGGCAACGAGACUUCGCCGGGGAAGCCCGUCGCCCAUUGUUACAUCGCCCAGAACACGACGUGGUCAGAGGAGAACACGACGGUUGUUCCACCUCCGGAGGAACUCGGAGAAUUCGAUUGGAGUCCGGCCAUCCAAUCGGCGAUAGUUGGCUCCUUUUACUGGUGCUACAUCCUCUCCCAGAUAGUCGGAGGGGUCCUGACUCAGUACUUUGGAACCAAGACCGUCUUUGGUGGGUCGCAGCUACUCACAGCUAUUUGUAGUUUCCUGAUGCCAACCGCCGCUGACAUUCAUUACGGGGCGAUGAUCGCCCUGAGGAGCAUUCAGGGUGCGGCAAGUGGCUUGACGUGGCCUGCGAUGUACGCCAUAGUCGGACACUGGAUACCGCCGGCAGAGCGUUCUAGGUUCAUGUCAUCUUUUCAAGGGUUCAGCAUCGGCAUCGGGCUCACUUAUCCACUCUGCGGUUUUCUCAUCGCCCACUUCGGAUGGCGAGUCGUCUUCUAUACUACCGGCAGUAUCGGUGCUGGAUGGUGUGUCUUAUGGUACUUCUUUGCCUUUGACACUCCCGCCUGUCAUCCAAGGAUAUCGCCUCAAGAACGACGAUACAUCGAGGGAUGCGUUGGUGAACAAGUUGUUGGUGGAAACGAGGGAAUGCCGGUUCCUUGGAGAGCGAUUCUCACCUCUUGGCCAGCAUGGGCUAUCGGGAUAACCACAUUCGGCAGGAUAUGGGUCCAUUACGUCUUCAUAAUCCCCGGACCGGUGUACAUGAAGAGCGUCCUCGGAUUCGACAUACAGACCAACGGCAUACUGUCCGGGGUUCCGUUCCUUCUGAGCUAUCUGGCUUCCGUCGCGUUUUGCUACGUCGCCGACGUCCUCGUCACGAGACAAAUACUAUCGCUCUUGAACGUACGAAGGAUAUUCACCGCCGUUGCGCAAGUUGUUCCUGGAAUACUUUUACUGCUGGUCGGAUAUCUCGGCUGCAAUAUAGUUCUUGUUCUAUUUGUCUGGUUCGUCGCAGUGACGCUUAUCACAGCUGCUUAUGCCGGUGCCAUGGCAAACAUCGUCGACAUCGCGCCAAAUCUCGCCGGUCCAGUUCUCGCCUUUGCACAAACUAUUCACAUGUCGGCGAGUUUCUUGUCGCCGAUAGUAGCCGGCGUUAUGACCAAGGACAGUCAAUCGCUCGAGGCAUGGAGAAGAGUCUUCGGUGUCGCCGUGUGCGUUUCCAGCGGGACUUACGUCGUGUAUCAAAUAUUCGGCAGCGCUGAUAUUCAGGCGUGGAAUUAUCCCGAUCAAAAAUAUCCACAAUCCGUCAGAGAGGAUUCGCAGCCCUUGAGGGAAUCGCCCCAGAAGGAAGGUAAAAUCGUCCCGAAACGAUCCGGCUCAUCUCAGGUACAAGCCUAAAUUAAUUGAUGUAUAUAUACCUAAUAUAUACAUAAUAUUAAAUAUAGAAGUUUGUAAUGUUCA